UCUUUUAAAUACCUCUCCUCACACACUCUUGCAAAAUGCAAAUCCCCAAACCAACCAAGAUUUUCUCUGUGACUUACACACAAACACUUAGUACUCCCUAGCUAAAUAUCUCUGUCUCCGUGCAAGCCAUGUGCCAGUUAUCGUCAUCUCCCUCCACUUUGUGUGAUAGCAAUGAGGGCCAUCCAAACAUGCCCACAACCAAAAUUCAUGAGGAGCCAGCUCACAUGCUCCCCCUUUUGAUCCCCAAACCCCCAACAACAUUAUUCGAACAAGGCCAAAAUAACCAUCAAACUAAAACCCAUUUUUCCCUCGCUCUCAACGAAGUCAAAUGCAUAGCCAACAUAGCAUUACCCAUGGUGCUAACCGGGUUAUUACUCUAUUCUCGCUCCGUAAUCUCCAUGCUCUUCCUCGGUCGUGUGGGUGAGCUUGCCUUAGCUGGUGGCUCUCUCGCCAUUGGAUUCGCCAACAUCACGGGCUAUUCUAUUCUCUCGGGCCUCGCCAUGGGCAUGGAGCCCAUUUGCGGCCAGGCUUUUGGGGCCAAAAGGUUCAAACUUUUGGGUCUCGCUAUGCAGAGGACAAUCGUCUUGCUUCUUCUAACUUCAGUUUUGAUUUCAUUCUUGUGGCUCAACAUGAAGAAAUUAUUGAUCCUAUGUGGCCAACAAGAAGACAUCGCCACCGAAGCUCAAUCUUUCAUACUAUUUUCUAUUCCCGAUCUUGUAGCACAAUCAUUGCUACACCCUUUGAGAAUCUACUUAAGAAGUCAAUCUAUAACCCUACCUCUCACAUACACCGCAUCUCUGUCUAUUCUCCUUCACGUACCCAUCAACUACUUUCUCGUCUCUGUGCUUAAGCUUGGAAUCAAAGGCAUUGCCUUAGGCGCUGUUUGGACGAAUUUUAACCUCGUUGUUUCGUUGAUUCUCUACAUAUGGGUCUCCGGCGUAUACAAAAAAACAUGGCCAGGUGUUUCGUUGAAGGGCAUCUUGAGCGGUUGGAAAUCGCUUUUGAAUUUGGCAAUUCCAAGUUGCAUUUCCGUAUGCCUCGAGUGGUGGUGGUACGAAAUCAUGAUUUUACUUUGCGGGUUAUUGAUUAAUCCCCAAGCAACGGUUGCAUCAAUGGGGGUUCUGAUACAAACCACUGCUCUGAUAUACAUUUUCCCAUCUUCCCUGAGCUUUGCGGUUUCCACACGUGUCGGAAAUGAACUGGGUGCGGAGAAUCCCAAAAAGGCAAAAGUCGCAGCACUGGUGGGGUUAUGUAUCAGUUACGGUUUGGGUUUCUCGGCAUUAUUUUUCGCCGUUUCGGUGAGGCAAGCGUGGGCUUCGAUGUUCACACGUGACGCGGAGAUCAUUGCUUUGACGUCGAUGGUGUUGCCCAUCAUUGGGCUCUGCGAAUUGGGAAACUGUCCGCAAACAACGGUUUGUGGCGUUUUGAGGGGAACCGCGAGGCCCAAGUUGGGAGCGAAUAUAAAUUUGGGUUGCUUCUAUCUAGUGGGAAUGCCCGUUGCGGUGAGGUUGAGUUUCUUUGCCGGCUUUGAUUUCAAAGGCUUGUGGCUUGGUUUAUUGGCCGCCCAAGCCUCUUGUAUGUUCACCAUGUUAAUUGUGUUGGCUCGCACCAAUUGGGAGGGCCAAGUUCAAAGAGCCAAAGAACUCACAUCAUCGUCUGAGGAACAAGAUCAGAAUUGCUUCUUCAGUUCCUGCGCUACCAAGGAAUAUUGCUCUGAUUCAUUAUUAGUUUGAUUGAUCAUCACAACGACGUCACCUCCAUUCUUUUAUAUUUUUUGCAUCAAAUUGAUUCUUUCUAGGUUGUGCUAAUUUUAAAGAGGCAGAGCAUAGACGCAUGCAUUCAUACAAAGAAAAGAAAAACACAAAGGAAUGCGUUUUUGUUUCUGUUUCUGUUUCAUUUAUUAAUUAUAUGGACAUGAUUAUGGCAGUUCUAAUUAAAUCACUUGACUCUCGACCUUA
Glycine soja is the source of this 1958-nucleotide messenger RNA. Its product is annotated as protein DETOXIFICATION 49-like. The transcript has a single exon. Gene Ontology annotation, biological process: xenobiotic detoxification by transmembrane export across the plasma membrane. Lineage: Eukaryota; Viridiplantae; Streptophyta; Magnoliopsida; Fabales; Fabaceae. Gene Ontology annotation, molecular function: xenobiotic transmembrane transporter activity; antiporter activity. Bases 129 to 1733 code for a protein of 534 amino acids. Gene Ontology annotation, cellular component: membrane. The record is from RefSeq and is a predicted model, not a curated record.